AUAUUCGUAUCCUUUUCUAUCUCAUGUAUCUCGUUCGCGAACGACUUUCGCGAAACUAUUGUGCGUUGGCCUUAACAACCAUCUUAGUUUUUUAUCUCUUUCUUUUGUAUAUGUCAGAGAAACACGGAAUGAAAACAUGGCCACCACAACAAGGCUCUCACCAGAUGGCGUAUCGCAGUAUUUCAGAUCCCAAUACAAGAUACACGACUUUACACUACACUACACGAUCGUUACACAUUUUUUAAUCUAUUGUAGACGCAGCCUAAGGUGCUUCAACAAUAUUUCUAUAAUAUAGAGGUUAUACCCUAUUCGAUCGUUACGCUUCAAGUAGCAAAUAUUACUAAUUUCCUCAUUUUUUUUUUGUUAUAAACAAAAAUUCCAAAAGAAAAUAGUAAAGCAUAUUUGCAAUUAAAAUUGAAAAUGGAUCCAAAUGAACAAGAUUUAUUAAAUUCUACAGACCUGUUAAACUUUAAUUGGAUAAUUGAAAAAUUCAAUGAACAUGAAGUAUAUUCGUCAAAAUCAUUUAAUAUAGCAGGCAUUCCCAAUGUAAAAUGGUUUAUUAAAAUUUCACCACAAUGCGGAGAUCUAAAUCACAUUUAUAUACCAAAUCACUAUUCUGACCUAAUAGAAAAAAGUGAAAUUCGUGUUUUCAAUAAUAUUUCACAAAAUUAUUUGUUUAAGAAUCCAGUAGAUAUAAAACUUAAACUAGGAAUUGAUUCAAACACAAAUAUAUUUAUCAGGACCACAAAAGAGAUUAAAGAAUUAAAAUUUGUUAUUGGUUAUAGUGAAUUAAUAGAAUUAUGCUCAAAAACCAACAAUGGAUUAUUAUUAUUGCAUGUAAAUCUUAAUAUUCAAGAAGCAAAAAUUAAAACUAAAUCUACUACCUUGACUUCUUCAAGUUGUUGCAAAAAUUUCAAACCUUUUUUCUUGAGCAAUGUACUAAGCGAUUUUGUAUUUCAAAUUGAUGACAAAAAAUUUCCUGUACAUAAAGUAGUACUCGCUUCCGUAAGUCCAGUAUUUGAAAAAAUGUUUUCAGUUCAGAUGAAGGAGAAUAUUACGAAUAUUUGUGAAAUAAAAGAUAUUGAUGCUGAUAUUUUCAUUGAAAUGUUAAACUACAUUUAUAUGGAUAAAAUUACGAAUUUAAAAACACUGGCCUUAGGUCUUUAUGAAUUAUCGAAUAAAUAUUACAUAUCUGAAUUACGAAUAAUUUGUGAACAAUAUCUACAAGAGAAUUUAUCUGUGGAAAAUGUAAUUACUAUUUUGGAACAUGCUGAACUUUAUGAAUCCACAAAUUUAAAGAAAGAAUGCAUUAAAUAUAUUGAUGAAAAUUUUGAAAAAGUCAAAGAAACUGAAAAUUUGCAAAAACUCGGAACAAAAUUAUUAGUCGAAUUAUGCAGUGCAAUGAAAUCUGCUAAAAUUACAUAAACUUUGAAAUUUUGCUUGAUU
This is a messenger RNA of Leptopilina boulardi, 1446 nucleotides long. RefSeq names its product speckle-type POZ protein B-like. Gene Ontology annotation, cellular component: cytoplasm. Gene Ontology annotation, biological process: regulation of proteolysis; proteasome-mediated ubiquitin-dependent protein catabolic process. The record is from RefSeq and is a predicted model, not a curated record. The transcript is spliced from 2 exons. Gene Ontology annotation, molecular function: ubiquitin protein ligase binding. The coding region runs from base 421 to 1425 and encodes 334 amino acids. NCBI's taxonomy places the organism in Eukaryota, Metazoa, Arthropoda, Insecta, Hymenoptera, Figitidae.